AGGAUCUGAACUUGUAUUGUUUAGGAGGGAUACCGGAAUUCCCUCAUCGUGGCUUUGGACUUUUCACCUUUAGCUUUUUGUCGCUAAUGUGGAAAUCGACUACAGGACAAUCGAUUCAGCCCACACCUUCGGUUGAGGACGACUGGGAUUCAGACCCAACGUUCAUCAACGACGUUUCGGAAAAGAACCAACGAUGGGGAAACCAAAAGACGGUUGAGAGGGGGGAAAAGCAGCUUGAAGAUAUGGAGGAACUGCGUAAAAAGGUGAUUGAGCAAAAUGAUAAAAAGGCAAAAGAAGAAUGGAUCAAGCAGACCGGGUCGGGUAUUAAGGAGAGCUAUGGGGUUGGUAAAAAAGUGUAAUAGAAACGCUCGUUGUAACAUGCCAGCGAGUUACUUUACACUCUGUUUCUUUGAGGAUGAAAUAUGAAAUAUACCAACUCUAUAAGCGA
This is a messenger RNA of Spizellomyces punctatus DAOM BR117, 448 nucleotides long. RefSeq lists its product as uncharacterized. The coding region runs from base 87 to 359 and encodes 90 amino acids. NCBI's taxonomy places the organism in Eukaryota, Fungi, Chytridiomycota, Chytridiomycetes, Spizellomycetales, Spizellomycetaceae. The transcript has 4 exons. The record is from RefSeq and is a predicted model, not a curated record.